This is a messenger RNA of Anisakis simplex (herring worm), 570 nucleotides long. The record is from the annotation of a GenBank genome assembly. NCBI's taxonomy places the organism in Eukaryota, Metazoa, Nematoda, Chromadorea, Rhabditida, Anisakidae.
GAGCCUGAAAAAUGUGGAUUAGCGCCUGGAGCGCAGUUGGUUUCGCUGUGUAUUGGCGACAGUCGAUUAGCAAGUAUGGAGACCGGGACGGCUCUGACACGAGCGAUCCAACGAUGUACUGAAUUAUCGGUUGAUAUCGUUAAUUAUUCAUAUGGCGAAGCUACGGAUUUCCCCAAUACAGGUCGUAUAAUCUCAGCAUUGGAUCGAAUGGUCAGAAAGCAUGAUAUUAUUUUCAUUUCUUCUGCUGGCAAUAAUGGACCAGCGCUAUCGACGGGUGGGUCACCGGGUUCAACGUCCUCGUCCGCCAUAGGUGUUGGUGCGUAUCUUUCCUCAGAGAUGAUGGAGACCAUGUAUAGUAUGCGGGAAAAAAUACCAGCCACAUUGUAUCCGUGGUCAUCUCGAGGACCAACUGUAGAUGGUGCGUUAGGUGUAUCAAUAUGUGCUCCAGGGGCCGCAAUAACUGGAGUUCCGAAAUUCACUUUAAAGGGAAGUCAGCUAAUGAAUGGAACUUCAAUGAGUGCACCGAAUGCUACAGGGACUGUGGGUUGGUGUUUUUUUGGUUUAUUAUGA